Messenger RNA from Gigantopelta aegis, 2043 nucleotides. Its product is annotated as medium-chain acyl-CoA ligase ACSF2, mitochondrial-like. Gene Ontology annotation, biological process: fatty acid metabolic process. Gene Ontology annotation, molecular function: medium-chain fatty acid-CoA ligase activity. The record is from RefSeq and is a predicted model, not a curated record. The coding region runs from base 68 to 1882 and encodes 604 amino acids. The transcript is spliced from 15 exons. NCBI's taxonomy places the organism in Eukaryota, Metazoa, Mollusca, Gastropoda, Neomphalida, Peltospiridae.
AUAACAAUUUUGGGCUUGAGCUUUGAGAGAAAAUAAUUACGGAAAGACCCGAGUAAAAACUAAAAGAAUGCGAAGGGCGUUUUCGGGAGCCUUGGCUAUGCGUGGUAUUGUUCUGAGACCUGGGACCAGUGCCUGGACAAGACAAUUAUAUUCGACGCCUGUCAAACAAAUCAACUGUCAACGUAGGUUUUUGUCUUCAAAUGGCUGGAAGUUAAAAUGGAGCUAUGUGUGUGGUGUUUCCGACACACCCUUAUUAGGGACCACCCUAGGGUCUCUUCUGAAACAGCGGGCAGAGCAAAUCCCGGACCGAGAAGCUAUGGUAUUCACAGGACCAAGAGUCAGAAAAACAUUUUCAACACUUUAUGAAGAGGCUAAUAGACUGGCAGCAGGACUACUUGCGCUUGGGCUGAAACCAAAGGACAAGGUUGCCAUCUGGGGACCCAACUCGGCAGAGUGGCUUCUUACCAUGUAUGCUGCGGCCAUGGCUGGGAUCGUGCUGGUAACCGUCAAUCCUUAUGUCAAAGCAAGAGAACUUAAAUUCCAACUGGAAAAGGUACGUUGCAAGGCUUUGAUUGCAAGCGACAAAUUUGGCGAUCUCGAUUAUCAUGAGACUCUGCUCCAGGUUAUACCGGAUUUGUCAGCCGAGACUCCUGGAAAACUCACAAGUGACAGGUUACCUGAUCUGAAGACCAUCGUGCUCAUGGGAUCAGAAAAGAAAAAUGGAACCUUUAGAUUCGAUGACGUCAUGGACUUCGGUGGUUCCAACGAAAAAUGCACCAUACAAAGUCUUCAGGACAAAAUCCAGUUUGACGAUGUAUUGAAUAUAAUCUACACUUCGGGCACAACAGGUUCUCCUAAAGCGGCCACGGUCAGCCAUCACGCCGCCAUAAACAACUCUUACUUAGCAGGACUCAGAAUGGACUACCAUAAACACCGAACGCGUCUGUGUACCCCGGUACCGCUGGAUCAUAUAUUCGCGCUGUCUUUAGCUGCAGUGAUGAUGGUGACCCACGGUGCCACGUCUGUAUUUCCACCUGCGCCCUUCAACGCCGAGGCAACCUUACGAGCAGUGCAAGACGAAAAAUGCACCUCACUGUACGGCGUGCCGUCUAUGUUUAUUGACAUGGUGAACCACCGCGACUGUAAGAAGUUCGACCUGUCCACGUUAUACACUGGCAUUGUUGGAGGGUCGACCAUACCCGAGGAGAUUUUAAGAAGGGUUGUCAAAGACUUGAAUCUGAAACAUAUAACUACAGCUUACGGAGCCACCGAGACUGCGCCAAUUUCAUUCCAGUCGAUGAUUGGUGAUUCCGUCGAGCAAAGGGCGACAACUGUGGGAAUUGUUCACGAUCACUGUGAGGCAAAGCUGGUUGACGAGAGUGGAAGCGUGGUGCGUGUUGGUGAGACGGGGGAGAUCUGUGUACGAGGAUACUGUGUGACGCACGGGUACUGGGGGGAUGACGACAAGACGGGAGAAGUCAUCACAAAAGACAGAUGGUAUCACAGUGGGGAUGUUGGGAUUUUAAGAGCAGACGGCUACCUUCAAAUUGUCGGACGUAUGACGGACUUAAUCAUCCGAGGUGGGGAGAACAUUUAUCCCAAGGAAGUGGAAGAAUUCAUCUUCUUGCACCCUAAGGUUAAAGCAGUUCAGGUUGUUGGUGUUCCGCACUACAGACUGGGAGAACAAGUGUGUGCAUUUAUUAUUUUGAAAGAUUCAGUCAGCGCAAGUGAAGCAGAAAUUCAGGACUACUGUCGAAAACACAUUGCUAAAUUCAAGGUACCAAGCAUCGUCAAAUUUGUGGAUUCUUUUCCUCUUAAUCCCGUCGGAAAACCUGUCAAGUACAAGAUGCGAGAAUUGGCUAUUGAAAUGCUCAAACUUUAGAAGACAUUUUAAGCUGUAAUGAUGAACAUAUCAAUAAUAGCCGUGGUAUAUGCUAUCUAGUCUGUAAAAAAAGUGUCUUACACGCGUGUAACUGCAUACAUUUACAAUGCUUAAACACCUGUUUAUGUCUUACACGCGUGUAACUGCAUACAUUUACAAUG